This is a messenger RNA of Lotus japonicus, 1030 nucleotides long. RefSeq names its product chlorophyll a-b binding protein of LHCII type 1. Gene Ontology annotation, biological process: photosynthesis, light harvesting in photosystem I; response to light stimulus. The record is from RefSeq and is a predicted model, not a curated record. The transcript has a single exon. Gene Ontology annotation, cellular component: chloroplast envelope; chloroplast thylakoid membrane; plastoglobule. Bases 70 to 864 code for a protein of 264 amino acids. NCBI's taxonomy places the organism in Eukaryota, Viridiplantae, Streptophyta, Magnoliopsida, Fabales, Fabaceae.
ACCUAACACUUCACCUCUUCCAAUCACUACUACUCAGAGCAACUAAAAGAAAAAGCCUUUGGUACAAGAAUGGCAGCCUCAACAAUGGCGCUCUCCUCCCCAUCAUUGGCUGGCCAGGCCCUUAACCUGAGCCCAUCAUCCCAAGAAGUUGGCAGGUUCAGCAUGAGGAAGGCAGCCACCACCAAGAAAGUUGUUUCAUCCGGAAGCCCAUGGUACGGCCCAGACCGCGUCAAAUACUUGGGCCCAUUCUCCGGUGAGCCCCCGUCCUACUUGACCGGUGAGUUCCCCGGUGACUACGGCUGGGACACUGCUGGGCUUUCUGCUGACCCCGAGACAUUCGCCAAGAACCGUGAGCUUGAGGUGAUCCACUCUAGGUGGGCCAUGUUGGGAGCUUUGGGCUGUGUUUUCCCAGAGCUCUUGGCCCGCAACGGGGUUAAAUUCGGUGAGGCUGUGUGGUUCAAGGCUGGGUCACAAAUCUUCAGCGAGGGUGGGCUUGACUACUUGGGCAACCCGAGCCUGGUCCACGCUCAGAGCAUUCUUGCAAUUUGGGCCACUCAGGUUAUCUUGAUGGGAGCAGUUGAGGGUUACCGUAUUGCUGGUGGGCCUCUUGGUGAGGUGACCGACCCACUCUACCCAGGUGGCAGCUUUGACCCAUUGGGCCUUGCUGAUGACCCAGAGGCUUUUGCUGAGCUUAAAGUGAAGGAACUCAAGAAUGGAAGGUUGGCCAUGUUCUCAAUGUUUGGAUUCUUUGUUCAAGCUAUUGUGACCGGAAAGGGGCCUUUGGAGAACCUUGCAGACCACCUUUCUGACCCAGUUAACAACAAUGCCUGGGCCUAUGCCACCAACUUUGUCCCUGGAAAGUGAGAAUUGCAAAAAAGAGAGAGAGGGAUGACUUGUGUGAGUUUGGGUUUUAAAUUUGGGUCUGGUGAGGUAUUGGUUAUUGCAGUGUACUUCUCCUGAGUAUGUGAAUUAUCAAUUAAUCAUGUGUGUAUCCAUUUGGUCCAAGUUAAUUUCAUGUCACUUACUUUUA